This is a messenger RNA of Arxiozyma heterogenica, 1509 nucleotides long. It is a transcript of the gene EHD3, whose product is annotated as mitochondrial 37S ribosomal protein mS47 EHD3. The coding region runs from base 1 to 1509 and encodes 502 amino acids. Lineage: Eukaryota; Fungi; Ascomycota; Saccharomycetes; Saccharomycetales; Saccharomycetaceae. The record is from RefSeq and is a predicted model, not a curated record. The transcript has a single exon. Gene Ontology annotation, molecular function: 3-hydroxyisobutyryl-CoA hydrolase activity. Gene Ontology annotation, cellular component: mitochondrion. Gene Ontology annotation, biological process: L-valine catabolic process.
AUGUGGAGAUCAACAAUUAGAAAAUUACCACAUUAUAGAUCAUCCAUUUCGCAACCUCUAAAAAAACAGGUUAGUAUGUCUACAGCCACAAACAUUAACAUGAAGACAGCAAAUGAACCUUUAGUAAUUUACCAAGUGAAGGAUACAGCACGUUUAGUUGUUUUAAAUAGACCGGAGAAAUUAAAUGCUUUGAAUACACCGAUGUGUAAAUCAAUGUUUGAUACUUUGAAUGAAUAUUCAAAAUCAGAUUUGAUUAACUUGAUUAUAGUUAAAUCUUCUAAUUUUCCGAGGGCUUUGUGUGCAGGUGGAGAUGUGGCACAAGUAGCACAAAAUAAUUUGGUUGGUAAAUUUAAAGAUAGUACAGAUGUAUUUACUGCUGAAUAUUCAUUAAAUUAUCUUUUAGCUACCUUCAAUAAACCAAUUGUGUCCAUCAUGGAUGGUAUUACCAUGGGUGGGGGUGUUGGUAUUUCAAUCCAUUCUCCAUUUAGAAUAUCCAGUGAAUACACAAAAUGGGCCAUGCCAGAAAUGGAUAUUGGAUUUUUUCCAGAUGUUGGAACCUCAUUUGCCUUACCAAGAGUUAUAACUCUAGCAAAUUCUAAUUGUCAAAUGGCUUUAUACUUAUGUCUUACUGGUGAUGUUAUUGGUGGUGAAGAUGCCUAUAUUCUUGGGUUAGCUUCUCAUUACGUUUCGCAUGAUAAUUUAACUAAAUUGGAGAAUAGAUUAGGUGAAAUUGAUGUCUUUCAAAGAGGUAAGAAUGUUGAUGACGGUUAUUCUAAAGAUCAUAAUGAAAUGAUUUAUAAUAUGAUCAAUAAUACUAUAGAAGAGUACUCUGAAAAUCGUUUUCCUGAUGGUUAUAAAUUUAAAUUUAAUGAUGAUCAACUAGAUGUCAUUGAACAAUGUUUUAAUAUCGAUAAUAUAACAAGUGUUGAAAACAUUUUUCAUAACUUAAAAACUUUUGAAAAUGGUUCAAUCGAGUCUAGAAGAUUUGCCACUGAAGUCGAGGCAAAACUAAGAAAGAAAUCGUUAACAUCAAUGGAUAUUGCUAUUAAAUUGAUUCAAGAAAAUUCUAAAGAUCAUAUUGAAUCAGCUUUGAGAAGAGAUUUAUAUGUGGCUGGUAACAUGUGUUAUGAUCAAUCCGGUGUCUCAGAAUUUUCAAAUGCGACAAAAUAUAAAUUGUUGGAUAAAGCCAAGACACCAUAUCCAUGGAAACAAACUAAUCCAUUGACUAAACUUCAAUUGAAUUCAUUCUUCUCAACCAAACCAUCAAUUCCGUUGAACCUUUGGUCUAAUAACAUAAAUGUUACUUGGAAGAAUUAUCCAUAUCAUUUAAAGUAUCAAUUACCUACUGAAAAGUUUAUUGAAGAAUAUAUUGAGAAGAAUCUAAAAGAGUCUAAUAAUUUGGAACAGGAUACUAUAAACUAUUUUCUUAACUAUAAUAGAUUUACUAAGGAUAAAUUAGGUAUCAAAUUAUUGUGUCAAAAUGUGAUAAGAAGAAAAUUCAGAAAUUGA